Impatiens glandulifera is the source of this 701-nucleotide messenger RNA. RefSeq names its product protein DMP2-like. Gene Ontology annotation, biological process: endomembrane system organization. NCBI's taxonomy places the organism in Eukaryota, Viridiplantae, Streptophyta, Magnoliopsida, Ericales, Balsaminaceae. The record is from RefSeq and is a predicted model, not a curated record. Bases 42 to 599 code for a protein of 185 amino acids. The transcript has a single exon.
UAGAAAUAAUCAGAAACAUAAUAAUAAUAAGAAGCAAAAAGAUGGCCAAGUCCAGCAAGAGCAUGAAAGACAUGACACUUACAGGUCUAGGCAGCUUAAUAAAACUCCUUCCAACAGGGACAGUUUUCCUCUUCCAAUUCCUAAACCCUGUCUUAACAAACAAUGGUAACUGCCACCCGAUCAAUAAAUACUUAUCGGGUGCCCUAAUUUCAGUUUGCACCAUGUCUUGCUUCUUCACCACCUUCACAGACAGUUACAAGGGUAGUGAUGGGAAUACCCAUUACGGGAUUGCCACCUUCAAGGGCUUGUGGCCUUCCCCCUGUUCUGAUUCUGUUGACUUGUCCAAGUACAAGAUUAGGUUUGGGGACUUUGUUCAUGCUUUCUUCUCGUUGAUCGUGUUUGGUGUUGUGUCUCUACUUGAUUCAAACUCUGUUGAGUGCUUUUACCCGAGUUUUGAAUCUACGGAGAAAAUCUUGCUUAUGAUUUUGCCUCCUGUCAUUGGUACUGUAUCUGGAACUUUGUUCAUGUUGUUCCCUACUAAUCGUCAUGGCAUUGGUUACCCAACGAGCAAGGAAACAGAUAAUGAAGACGAUCCAUAAACCUUUUUACCCUUUCUGUUUGUGUUAUAAUUUGUAUGAAAUGAAUUGUUGAUUUCUAUCCCCUUUAUAAUUAUUCAUGAAAAAAAUCAUGUUAUUAUCCAA